AAUACAAACACUCACUCACGUGCGAUCACACAAUCUCCAUUCUGUAUGGACUGGCAUACCGCCCGAGAGGUGGAGAGAAUAGGGGCGGGCUUGAACUACGUAUCAACAGCCGCGAGUCUGAAUCGAAUUUAAUCAACCUUAUUUUUAUGCCCGUGGUAAGUUGUAGAAGCGACUUCCUGAACUUCUGACCGGUCGCCAGCGUCAGAAGUAUUUAAUUUGGCUCCCGGCCUCUCCUCCUCGGCGUGGGUUUGAACACAUAUAAACUGAACGGCUCAAGUGUUCGGCUGCUGAAUGUAGGCCAAAGGGCAUGAACAAAAGAACAGUGACUGAUGACAUGGAGAUGCAGCAUGAUCCAGAUGUGCAGUUUAAACUAGCUUAUCCAGACUCCGGAGGAAUCGACCCAGUUCCCAAAACAAGAGUGAGGGGCCAGUGGUCCAGUAAAGUACAGUUUAUCUUGGCUGUUGCAGGACAGAUCAUAGGUUUAGGAAAUGUGUGGAGGUUUCCAUAUCUGUGUUACAAGAAUGGAGGAGGAGUGUUUUUCAUUCCAUAUGUGGUCUUUCUGUUUGCUUGUGGCAUUCCACUCUUUCUCUUGGAAACUGCUCUGGGUCAGUACACCAGCCAAGGGUCUAUCACCUGCUGGAGGAAGAUCUGCCCACUAUUUGAAGGCCUGGGUUAUGGGAGUCAGGUGGUCAUCUUAUAUUCCAGUAUCUACUACAUCAUCAUUCUGGCCUGGGCUUUCUUCUAUCUCUUCUCUUCUUUCAGUGGUGAAUUACCAUGGGCUAGCUGCAGGAAUUGGUGGAAUUCAGAUACCUGUGUUGAGUUUGACCGAAUGGAAGGGAUAAGAAACAUGAGCUUAAUGGUGAAUGCAUCAUCACCUGUCAAAGAAUUCUGGGAGAGGCGAGUAUUGAAUAUCACUGGCAGUGUGAAUGAGCUGGGAAGUUUGAGGUGGGAGCUGGCUCUCUGUCUCCUGUUGUCCUGGACCAUUUGCUACUUCUGUGUGUGGAAGGGAAUAAAGUCAACAGGCAAGGUUGUAUAUUUCACUGCUACCUUUCCAUAUGUAAUGCUGCUGGUGCUUUUGAUUCGGGGUCUCACAUUGCCUGGAGCCAUUAAUGGCAUUAACUUCUACCUCUACCCUAAUCCUUCACGCCUCGCAGAUCCACAGGUGUGGAUGGAUGCAGGAACACAAAUUUUCUAUUCCUACGCUCUUUGCAUUGGGUGCCUCACAGCUUUGGGAAGCUAUAAUAAGUACAACAACAACUGCUACAAAGAUUGUGUUUAUCUGUGUCUGCUGAACAGUGGAACCAGCUUUGUGGCUGGCUUUGCCAUCUUUUCUGUGUUGGGCUUCAUGGCUUUUGAGCAGGGAGUCGAUAUUUCAGUGGUUGCAGAGUCAGGUCCUGGUUUGGCAUUCAUUGCAUAUCCAAGAGCAGUAGCCAUGAUGCCAAUGCCUCAGCUAUGGUCUAUAUGUUUCUUCAUAAUGAUCAUUUUACUGGGGCUGGACAGUGAGUUUGUGGGUUUGGAAGCUCUCAUGACAGCUAUAACAGACAUGAACCCCACCUUUUUCCUCCAAGGACACCGUCGAAAACUCUUCCUACUCCUCAUCUGUGUGGGCAGCUUCCUCAUCGGCCUACUGAUGGUGACAGAGGGUGGCAUGUAUAUCUUUCAGUUAUUUGAUUACUAUUCCUGCAGUGGAAUGACUCUCCUGCUAUUUGCCAUUGCACAGUCAAUAUGUAUUGGCUGGUUUUAUGGUGCUGACCGUCUAUAUGAAAAUGUUGUAGACAUGAUUGGUUAUCAUCCUUUGCCGCUAAUGAAAUACUGUUGGAAAUACAUCACCCCUAUUGUGUGCACAGCCACAUUUAUCUUCUCUUUGGUCAAAAUUACUCCAAUAAAGUUUAACAACACACUUGAAUACCCCUGGUGGGGCUAUGCUGUUGGAUUGUGGUUCACUCUUUCUUCAACAUUGCUGGUUCCCAUAUGGAUGAUCUACAUCCUCCUCAUCACCCCUGGUACACUAAAACAGAGAUUGCGUAUCCUCUGCACUCCAUCAAAUGACUUGCCUUUGACAUCAGCAAGACAAAAAUAGACCCUGUGACCACAUUAUGAAGUACAACAUGUCCUGUCACUGCUUGAGAAGCAUUUGAAAAACACAUCCUUCAGCUGUAAUUGGGGCAAUUGUAGAUAUUGUUAAUGCCUCUGAAGAUAAACAUUCAUGUGAGAUUUCAAGAAGGCAACAUGGACUGUAGAAAAAUAUAUACAGUAUGUUUUUAAGUGUUUCUGUCUCAGUUAUCAGGCAUCUAAACUUGGGUUGCCAUAAACUGAAAACGAGUUCCCAUGCCUAGUGCAUUCAUUUAUGAUCGAGAAGCUGUAUUUUUAACCGUCCGCUCAUACACAUACCAAGAAAAAUUUAAGCACAACUUCCAUGUAUUAGAACUGUAUUUUAGGGAAAAUCUGUCAUCUUCAAUGUCAUCCUUUAAUGUGACCGACAGGUUACAUUUUGGAUUAUCCAGUGUUCAUUACAGUUGGCAUAUGAUUAAUGUGUUAUUUACAGUUAGAGAGACUUCAAACUGCUUGUAAUGGUUUAACCAGAGUGCCUCGCUGUCCCUUGUGACAGAAUUGCAAGACUUGUUUGGUUCAUUAAAUGAACGGUCCAAAACUUUAACCAAGAACAUAAUAGUAUUUUAGAAUUUUUUUAAUAUUUAAGAAUACGAUUGUUUUUGUGAAUUAAUCAUGAUCCCCUGUCCUGUACUGUGCAGAUGGGUGAUGCAUGUGUUUGAAAUUAUAUUGGGGAUUACUAUUUUACAAUACUGUAUGUUAAAUGUUUGCUCAUCAAUUUCAUAAGAAUCAUUUUAUUACUUAAAUCUACUCUCAAUGAACAGUCUGUCUUUUUGUAAAAUGCACAUUUUUAGGGAAUAUCUGUAGGCAUUUAAGCUUAGAUGAACAUAUUUGCUUACAAUGAACUGAUGCACUAAAAAGGCCAGUGUUUGAUAAUGUGCCAUAAGAUUUUAAUAAAUGUUAUUUUUGAAUCAACAAUUAAAAUGACUGAAAAUGAUUGCUCUGUGCCUACAGAUAAUUUGGUAAGAUCAACAGGACCUUGAUGAGCAUAAUUAGCUUUUACAGUUUUAUUCUUUCGCUCUGUUAAGACUUUUGGUGGCAUUUGUUAACGAAAUUAAGCCGCACUUUGAAAAAAGGAAAGCACAUAGCUAGGAAAACACUUGUUAGUUGUUUUAAUUGAUAGUCGUAAUUUUUUACUGUGUGUGUAAUAUAUAUAUAUAUAUUACACACAUGCGCGCGCACAACAAUUAGUUGCGGUCCUCGAAUCUGAUUGAACGAGAGACAUUCCUUGAGUUCUUUCAAUGCUUCAUUUGAAUCACUCCGCUUUUAUUCGCAGCAUUCUAAACUACUGUGUAAGAGCAGCGCAGAUGUGUCUUUUCCUUUUCCCCUGUGACAUAAAAGAUUUUGGCCAGCAGGGGGAGACAAAAGACCAUUAUUGAGUGUUAUGAGCGAGUUAAACUGACGUUAAUUUCAGCCAGCAAUGCUAGUUAGCGAGCGGUUUCUUUUAAGUCAUCAGCAAUUGCCUCUCUCACUCCAUGAUCGUUCGGAUUACUACUAGACUAUAACUGGGAAAUACAGCUUCAGCAUUAAGGCUGAAGAGAGACACAACAGACGAAGUAGGCUAAUAACUCAUACUCAAGGUGCUUACCUACAGGAGUUUCUGCAUUGGGAGCACAAUUCAGAUGUAAACAACAUUCAACAUGACGGAGAAGAGACACCCGGCUACCACGAAAUACUCAGGGAAGACACUGCACGGACAGCUAUUUUUUACACAGAGAAAAUUUUGUUCAGCAAGCUUACUAACACUAAAGAUGAGGAAUAGAGUUAAACAAAUAUAGCUUUACUGUUCAUCUCUGCUUGGAAGUCAACCCUCCCGUUUUUUCCGUGUUUCUCACGUAUUUUAGCUCUUUUCCCUCUGUCUUCCCGUUUUAGUAUUUUCCCGUAAAAUAUCCCGUAUUUUUACGCUCUGAUUGUGUUAACUCAGAACCAGAACACGCAACUAUCUGUGUCUGUGAAGUGGCUUGCACUUGGGUUGCUAGACCUCCAGUAAAGCAGGUGGCAGUAUACAGACAGUAGCUUAAGCUAGCUUAAGCUACUGGCGAAGAAGAAGACAGUUGCAGCAGCGCGGCGGGAGGAAGAGGGAAAAAGUAGCGGGAAGUCUGAACGUCAAGGAGAGUAGAGUAACGUUAGAUGAGUGUGAUGAUGUAUCAGGACGCUGACGGCCAAAAUCACCGUGACCUAAUUAACCACCAACCAAAACUGUGGACAUUAAGCAGAUAUUUAAGUAAGUGGGAGACCACCUUCCACUACCUGACAAGUAGCCAUGUAGGUCCAAAUUAUGCCCACUGCAAAAUUUGCCCACUGUAAUUUCAGUGUUGGUCAUGGAGGGAAAAACGACGUUUCGCAGCACGACAAGUCACAGAAACACAAGCGCGCGAGUGAGUCAGCUAGGCACACAACAUCAUUAUCAUCAUUUGUGGUGAACCGUGCCUCGUCUGAAGCUGACCAAAUUUUGAAAGCUGAGGUGAAAAUGUCUAUGCUAAUUGCCAAAAAUAAUGUCGCGUUCAGUUUUUUGGACGACUUCAACCGUAGUGUGGCUGACAUGUUCCCGGAUUCAGCGAUUGCCAAGAAGUACACUCCGGGGAAAACGAAGGCUACACAAAUCAUUAAAGGUAAGACUAUAUGGAGUUACUAAGCCAACAUUAAGCUAAAACACAUUGUAGCAAAUUAAAAUGUGUAAGUAGUGUUUACUUCGUUCAUAAAUAAAGUACUUUAAACAUAUCCAUUGGUCUGUCAUUCUUUAAUAUAUAUUGUGUAGUUUUAAACUCUUUAGACUGUUAAUGAUUAGUCCUUUCUUUUAAAAAGUUUGUGGGUAAGAAAGGCUGAAAAAAAAUCCCUUAUUUUGGGGAUGGAUUCCGGGAAAUCUCCCUUAUUUUCAAUGUUCAAUGUUGACAGCUAUGAAGGCGGGACAGACGCAGGUAAUCACUCAAUAGCUCUUUCUCUCUCUCUCUUAACACACACACACAUCCUUGUUUCUACAAUAACUUGUUUGAAACAGCCAAAGCUGCCAUUACUGAUUCUAAAGUUACAUUUUCGAAUUGGUAAUGGAGGAUUGGGCGCAUCGUUUGAACUAGCAACAGCAGAACCUGAUCCGUGGCAAGAAAGUAGUUCCAUGCACAAAUGUGUUUCUAGGAUACGUAUACGGUUGAUUGUUUUGUUAUUCUACAUUAUUGUAUGGUAAUUAUAUGUUUUCAAUGCUAAAAAGAAAAUUAGUCUUCAACCAGUUCAUCCACGUAAAUAUGCUUGAUAGCAUGAUAGUUUUGCUGGUGGGUUGCAACUGUUUGUCAUCCUCGAGAAAAGUAUGAAAUAAGGGUUGUGGUGCUGCAUUUAGGUGAACAUUAUAACUUGGCAUAAUUCUUUUGUGCUAUCAGGUUUUUAUCUUGUUACAUUUCUACAAUGACCUAUUUCUUCACUAUAUUCCAUGUUUAAGUGUGCCAGUUCUAUUAUGACUUGCCUCUUCUAUAAACACAUUCAGACUGUAAACAAAUUCUUUGAUACUGAUUUAAGAAUAUCUCACAUCUGAAGGUCUAAAGUCAUUCACAAUGACUGCAAAAGACACAAAAAAAAAAAAAGACUACCACCCCUGGAAUGGCAAUUUCGAAUCCCAGGGCAUGUUGAGUGACUCCAGCCAGGUCUCCAUAGCAGCCAAAUCACCCGGUUGCUAGGGAGGGUAGCAUCACAUGAGGUAACCCCGUCGUAGUCGUGAUUAGUGGUUCUCGCUCUCAGUGGUGCACGUGGUCAUUUGUGCCUGGAUCGCAGAGAGUAGUAUGAGCCUCCACAUGCUGUGGCUCUCCGCGGUGUCAUGCACAGCAAGCCACAUGAUAAGAUGCGCGGAUUGAUUGUCUCAGAAGCGGAGGCAACUGAGACUUGUCCUCUGCCAACCGGAUUGAGGUGAGUAACCGCACCACUACAAGGACCUA
Xyrauchen texanus (razorback sucker) is the source of this 6029-nucleotide messenger RNA. Its product is annotated as sodium- and chloride-dependent GABA transporter 2-like. Gene Ontology annotation, cellular component: membrane. Gene Ontology annotation, biological process: sodium ion transmembrane transport. Bases 308 to 2080 code for a protein of 590 amino acids. The record is from RefSeq and is a predicted model, not a curated record. Lineage: Eukaryota; Metazoa; Chordata; Actinopteri; Cypriniformes; Catostomidae. The transcript has 16 exons.